Schizophyllum commune H4-8 is the source of this 2493-nucleotide messenger RNA. RefSeq lists its product as uncharacterized. Bases 103 to 2385 code for a protein of 760 amino acids. Lineage: Eukaryota; Fungi; Basidiomycota; Agaricomycetes; Agaricales; Schizophyllaceae. Gene Ontology annotation, biological process: L-leucine biosynthetic process. The record is from RefSeq and is a predicted model, not a curated record. The transcript has 8 exons. Gene Ontology annotation, cellular component: 3-isopropylmalate dehydratase complex. Gene Ontology annotation, molecular function: 4 iron, 4 sulfur cluster binding; 3-isopropylmalate dehydratase activity.
GACCGAGCUCCGACGCCUCUGCCAUUGAUCGUCGUUGUCUAUAAUAACUCUGCGGCGAACGCAUAUCCAGUCAUCCUCGUUUCCCCCUCUGCUCUCACCACCAUGCCGACCGCUGUACCUGCACCGCGUACUCUGUACGACAAGAUCUGGGACGACCACGUCGUUGAUGCCAGCAAGGACGAUGGGCUAUCGCUCAUCUACAUUGACCGUCACUUGGUUCACGAAGUUACGAGCCCACAGGCGUUCGAGGGACUGAGGACUGCAGGUCGCCCAGUCCGCCGCCCUGACUGCACGCUAGCCACAGUGGACCACAACAUUCCGACUGUAUCACGCAAGAACCUUACGACUGUUGAGGCCUUCAUCGAGGAGCCUGAUUCGCGCGCGCAAUGUGUUGCGCUCGAGGACAAUGUCAAGGAGUUUGGCCUGACCUACUUUGGGAUGAAGGAUCGGCGACAGGGUAUCGUUCACAUCAUCGGGCCUGAGCAGGGCUUCACUCUCCCUGGUAUCACCUGCGUGUGCGGUGACUCCCAUACAUCCACCCACGGUGCUUUCGGUGCCCUUGCCUUCGGUAUCGGUACCUCGGAAGUCGAGCAUGUCCUCGCCACCCAGACGCUGCUGCAGAAGAAGGCGAAGAACAUGCGCAUCACCGUCGACGGUGAGCUACACGAGGGCGUCACCUCCAAGGAUGUUAUCCUUCACAUUAUUGGCAUCAUCGGCACCGCUGGUGGUACUGGCUGCGUCAUCGAGUAUGCCGGCUCAGUCUUCCGCGGCUUCAGCAUGGAGGCGCGCAUGAGCGUCUGCAACAUGAGUAUCGAGGCGGGUGCUCGUGCAGGCAUGGUCGCCCCGGACGAGAUCACCUUCGAGUACCUCAAGGGCCGCCCCCUCGCGCCGCAGGGCGAGGAGUGGGACCGCGCCGUCGCGUACUGGCGCACGCUCAAGUCGGACGAGGGCGCGACGUUCGACCACGAGAUCGUCAUCGACGCCGCCGACAUUGUGCCCACUGUGACGUGGGGCACGUCCCCACAGGAUGUCGUCCCCAUCACCGGCGUCGUUCCCGACCCGUCGAAGUUCGAGGACCCGGUGAAGCGCACGUCGGGCGAGCGCUCGCUCAAGUACAUGGGCCUGACGCCGAACACGCCCAUGCAGGAGAUCCCUGUCGACAAGGUGUUCAUUGGAUCCUGCACGAACAGCCGUAUCGAGGACUUGCGCUCUGCGGCGCGGAUCGUCAUCGCUGCUGGUCCCGAGGCGCACGUCGCGCCCAACGUCCAUGCAAUGAUCGUUCCGGGUUCGGGUCUCAUCAAGCAACAGGCGGAGGCGGAAGGUCUGCAGGCGAUCUUCGAGCGCGCAGGAUUCGACUGGCGCGAGGCUGGCUGCUCGAUGUGCUUGGGUAUGAACCCUGACCAGCUCGCACCAGGAGAGCGCUGCGCCAGCACCAGCAACCGCAACUUCGAGGGUCGCCAGGGUUCUGGCGGUCGAACUCAUCUUAUGAGCCCGGCUAUGGCCGCUGCUGCUGCGCUCGCCGGCAAGCUUGUCGACGUCAGGAAAUACCUGGGUGCUGCCGAGGACAAGACGACCUCGGCAAAGCUGAAGAUCACCAGCGCCUUCGACUUCCUCGACCCGCCUCAGGCGCCGCCUGCGCCAGUUCUUCCCAUACAAACUACCGCAUCGUCUUCGUCUACCGAGCUCCCGCCAGCCGAGAGCCCAUCUGGUGUGGAGAAAUUCACCGUACUGAAGGGUAUCGCGGCGCCGCUGCACAUUGAGAACGUCGACACGGAUAUGAUCAUCCCGAAGCAGUUCCUGAAAACGCUGAAGCGCACGGGUCUCGCGAACGCUCUGUUCUUCACGCUGCGUAAGGACCCGGUGACGGGGCAGGACACGGAUUUCAUCCUCAACCGCGAACCGUAUAACAAGGCAAAGAUCAUGGUCUGCACUGGGAAGAACUUUGGCUGCGGUAGCUCGCGUGAGCACGCGCCUUGGAGUUUGAAAGACUUCGGGAUCAAGUGCAUCAUCGCACCCAGUUUCGCGGACAUCUUCCGCAAUAACUCAAUGCAGAAUGGCAUGCUCCCCGUCGCCAUCCCGCAAGAAGACUGCAUCGAGCUCGCGAAGGACGCAGAGGCCGGCCUCGAGCUCGAAGUCGACCUCGAGAAAGAGGAGAUCCGCCGACCGAACGGUCAGCCGCCAGUCAAGUUCUCCACGGAUCCCUUCCGGCGACACUGCCUGCUGAACGGCCUCGACGACAUCGCGCUCACGAUGCAGCGCAAGUCGCAGAUCGAGACGUUUGAGAAACGAAGGAGUGAGGUGUGGCCGUGGCUGGAUGGGUUCGGGUACAAGGGCAAGAUUGCAGUGCCGGCGGUGAGGGCGCCCAAGAAGAAGAUGGACUGGUAAACUUGUAGCAUACGUACUUGUAACUUGCAUACACUCGCAAAAUUGUAUAUCUAUCCGCAAACGAGCUGUCGACUUCAGCUUUUGUCCGUGCCAAUGACACCACAAAAG